Molecule: messenger RNA, 1342 nt
Organism: Aplosporella prunicola CBS 121167
Lineage: Eukaryota; Fungi; Ascomycota; Dothideomycetes; Botryosphaeriales; Aplosporellaceae
Exons: 1
Coding region: 73-1209 (378 amino acids)
Biological process (GO): tRNA methylation; cytoplasmic translation
Cellular component (GO): cytoplasm
Molecular function (GO): tRNA methyltransferase activity
Source: RefSeq, a predicted model, not a curated record
GCGCCGCGUCCCCACCACCCUCGUCUUGGGACCGCACAAAAAUCGCCAAAGAGCUUGGUUGUAGUAGCAGAAAUGGGCAAGUCGUCCAAGGACAAGCGCGAUGCCUACUACCGGCUCGCCAAAGAGCAGGGCUGGCGCGCCCGCUCGGCCUACAAGCUGCUGCAGCUCGACGAGGAGUUCGGGCUGUUCGAGGGCGUGACGCGCGUGGUGGACCUGUGCGCCGCGCCCGGCAGCUGGAGCCAGGUGCUGUCGCGCAUCCUGAUCAAGGGCGAGAAGUUUGGGCGCGCGGGCUGGGAGGACAAGCAGGCCAAGGACCACGCCGCCAUCCACGGCACCGCCGAAGAGAAGAACCAUGUCGCGGCACCAGAAUCCCGCAAGGACGUCAAGAUCGUCUCGAUUGACUUGCAGCCCAUGGCCCCGCUCGAAGGCAUCACCACCCUGCGCGCCGACAUAACGCACCCGUCAACGGUGCCUCUCCUCCUCCGCGCCCUCGACCCCGAAACCUACGACAGCACCUCCACCUCGGCCUCGCACCCCGUCGACCUCGUCAUCUCCGACGGCGCGCCCGACGUCACCGGCCUGCACGACCUGGACAUCUACGUGCAAUCGCAGCUGCUGUGGGCCGCGCUGAACCUGGCCCUCUGCGUGCUCAAGCCCGGCGGCAAGUUCGUCGCCAAGAUCUUCCGCGGCAAGGACGUCGACCUCCUCUACGCCCAGCUGAAAAUCGUCUUUGAGCGCGUCCGCGUCGCCAAACCCCGCUCGAGCCGCGCGAGCAGCAUCGAGGCGUUUGUCGUGUGCGAGGGCUUUCGCCCCCCGGAGGGCUUCGCUGCCUCGUUGGAUAACCCGCUCGGCGCCGGCGCCAUGCUGUCGUCUGAGGGGCAGCAGCAGCCGAUUAAGCACACGCCGUCUUCGCUGCCCUCGCGCCACGUCCGCGGAGACGGCAUCACAGAAGUGGAGCUUGGCGACGAAGUCGAAGACGAGGCCCAAGCCUCCUCAGCGCCCUCACCCCGCUGGAUCCCGCCCUUCCUCGCCUCGGGCGACCUCGCCGCCUACGACGCCGACGCGACAUACCACCUGCCCUUGGGGCGGACGACGCUGGACCCGGUGCAGCCGCCCACGGCGCCGCCGUAUAAGCGGGCGCUGGAGAUGCGGAAGCGCAUGGGUGGGGCGUAUGGGAAGACGAAGCUUGGGGGUAGUGGUGGUGUGUGAUGGGGUAGAGAGAAGGUACUGUGAGAUAGAUGAAUGAAUGCUUGCACGAAUUAAGCCGAUCCCAUUUAUCCACCUGUAUCUUCUAUCCGCUUUUAAGUCUAGUGAUACAGUAGGCUGCAAGGACAUAUAAGCC